GGGAAGAUGAAACUGUGAUUGGAGUUGUUACGAUAGGGGCUUUUAAGGGAGAAGGAGAAAGGCAUGUGCAUGAUAUCGAGGAGGAGGUAAGGUUUGGUCCAGUACUCCAGUUUGAAGAAACAGAGACUCGUUGAGAUGUAUGAGGAUAGCGAUAAUGCGAGCAAGGACGAGUUUGAGGCUCUGCUCUCGGAAAUUGGUGAAGUUUCACUGCAUUUUAUCAUAGAUUGAAAUGGAUCCAUGAGUACCAUAUAUAGGAGACAUCCAGCUGCAUGCACUAGUUGUUGAUGCCAAUGAGGAACAUGAAGCACUGCUCAAACAGGAGCCUCAAGUGGAGAGAUGAAUGAUUCAUUUGCCUUCAGUGAGAUUGGAACUUAUCACUUGCCUUCAGACGAUUGAUAGCAACAACUAUCCUGAGACUUUGAAUCGUAUGUUUAUCACCAAUGCUGGUUCUGGUUUUAGAAUGUUGUGGAGCACUGUGAAGUCCUUCCUUGAUCCCAAGACCACUGAAAAGAUUAAUCUUGGAGACAACACUAAGGAAUUUUUCCUGCUUGACCAUUGGAGAUGGUAUUAUGGUAGCAUACAACAACAAGAAGUAUUAUAUAGAUAUCAUUGAAUCAAAGCCUUCUAAUGCAAUAAGUAUAAUUGAGAGAGACUGUGAGGUGGACUUUGCACCUCCUCUUGAUUAUAAGGAACCUGAAAGGCUUGUGGCACCUGUUCCUCUUAACAAGGCAACAGCUCAAGUUGAAGAGGACCCUGCUGCGACUGAACCAAAAUUCUGUUUUAGAAUAUGAGAUUCAAAGAAGAAUGUAAAGAGAAUUGGUGCAUCUUUCAUUGAUAAUAGGAGCCCUACUUAUCCCAUGUACUCUUCACUUCCUUCUCUUCCUACCUCCCUUGCAAUUCAUGAUAAGGGUGUGUUGUCGCCAGUGGAUCUGCUUCUAGAUGAUGACAUUUAUGAGUCGGAGGGGAGGAUGUUAUGUUGGUUGCUCGCUUCAAGAACCCUAAAGUUAUUGACUAGCAGCUACAUGGAGUUCCUUACCAUCUUUGAUACUUUGACGACAAAGCGGACAACGGGUAGACAUAGCCAAAUUCUCAUAUAAGCAUUUGUGGUGAAACGGUAACAUUGGGAUAUAAAAUCCAUAUCCAAGGCCUUUUACGAUCCUGUAAUCGAGCGAGGGUUCAACAAUGGAAAUGGUACCAAGCGCAAUGGUGCGGACAAGAAAAAUGACUAGUAUCAUGAGUAUACUCACGGUGAUAUCUAUGGCGGGGGCGAAUCCAGGUCUGGCGACUCUGAUUUUCUCUUCAAGUACACCAAUUAUGACACAGAGGACUAUGACGGUGGGAAUCAAUAAAAUCAGUGCAGAAACCAUGGUACUUAUGAUACAGAGUUGCUUAGUAGAUAGCUUUCGAGUUUCAAAUAAGUUAUAUGGACUAGCCUUGUUUCCUUUAUAUAGAGGAGCAAUCCCACUGAGGUAAGGAAAAGAAAAAACUGGUGACCAACAAAAUGGUAUGUUUUCUUUCUUAAUUAUAUUUAAGGACACAAAUUCUAAUCCUUUGAAGAAAUGGAAUCCAAUUCCACUAUAGACCCAACAUUACUGGCAAACUGAUCAGGGUCACUCUAGGUCGGUUUGUAAGUCAGAAUAAGGGUAUUAACGUAAUUUCAUAAAAAAGUAAAACAGACAAAUAGAAUGAAAAAGGGAUUAGAAAUUGCAAAGGAAAUAGAAUAGAAUAGAAUACCCCUCCAAAACCUCUGCUUUCUCUCUCUCAGUCUCCGCUCUUAUUACCCCGAAAUUUCAAACUUGUGCUUGAUUUUUUUCUGAGAGCCAUCGGUGCAGGUUGUCUGUCUGGGUUACAGAUUCGUCGAAAGGUCCGAUUUUUGUUUGAUUUCUGGGUUACGACGACUCAUUGGGUUUCAAUUUCUGUUUUAUUGGUUUCGUGAAAGCAGUAAGAUUGGUUCCAAUUCGUUUUCUGAAUUGGUUUUGGUUAGUGGGUGCUUAGGCAUUGUAGCGUGAGUGGGUUGGGGGUUUCUUAGGUUGAGUUGGUUCAUGAUGUCAUUCAUCAAUGGUUUUGCUCUAGCUUGACGAGAGAGAGAGAGAGAGAGAGAUACCCAGAUACGACAAGGAUGAACGCUUCAAUAAUCGACCCACUGCAAGGAGAUUUCCCAGAAGUGAUAGAGGAGUAUUUGGAACAUGGGGUUAUGAAAUGCAUUGCCUUCAAUCGCCGUGGUACUCUUCUUGCUGCUGGGUGCUCUGAUGGUAAUUGCAUAAUAUGGGAUUUUGAGACCAGGGGCAUUGCUAAGGAGCUCCGUGAUAAAGACUGUGUUGCUGCCAUAACUAGUGUAUGUUGGUCAAAGUAUGGUCAUCGCGUUCUUGUGUCUGCAGCUGACAAAUCGUUGACACUAUGGGAUGUUGUCAGUGGUGAGAAGAUAACAAGAACGAUACUGCAACAAACCCCUCUACAAGCUCGGUUACAUCCUGGUUCCUCUACUCCAUCUCUCUGCCUGGCGUGCCCUCUCUCAUCUGCUCCCAUGAUUGUUGACUUGAAUACAGGAAGUGCAACUAUGCUUCCGGUUUCCAUUCCGGACUCUAACCCAGUACUUGCCCCUCCAUCUCGGAAUAAAAUCUCUGAUGGAACUCCCCCCUUUUCUCCUACUGCUGCUUGCUUUAAUAAGUAUGGGGAUCUGGUUUAUGCAGGGAACUCCAAAGGAGAAAUACUUCUAAUAGAUUAUAAAAGUGUCCAAGUGCUUGCCAUGGUUCCUACUUCUGGAGGUUCCGUGAUUAAGAAUAUAGUAUUCAGCAGGAAUGGUCAGUAUCUGCUUACAAAUUCAAAUGAUAGAACAAUAAGGAUUUACGAGAACCUUCUGCCCUUGAAAGAUGGACUCAAAGCCCUAAAUGGCUUAACUGCUCUUGAUGGACUAGAUGAUGCUGAGAAGUUGAAAGUUGUUGGAUCAAAAUGCUUAACACUAUUCCGUGAGUUUCAAGAUACCAUCACAAAGAUGCAUUGGAAAGCACCUUGUUUCAGUGGUGAUGGUGAGUGGGUAAUUGGUGGUUCUGCAAGCAAAGGAGAACACAAGAUUUACAUAUGGGACAGGGCUGGGCAUCUUGUGAAAAUUCUUGAAGGGCCAAAGGAAGCCUUGAUCGAUUUAGUGUGGCAUCCUGUUCAUCCCAUUGUUGUCUCUGUUUCCUUGACGGGCUUGGUUUAUAUUUGGGCUAAAGAUUACACUGAGAACUGGAGUGCAUUUGCUCCUGAUUUUAAGGAGCUCGAGGAAAAUGAGGAGUACAUAGAACGAGAAGAUGAAUUUGAUCUGAUACCUGAAACUGAAAAGGCCAAAGAAUCUAAUGUUAAUGAAGAUGAUGAAGUUGAUAUCGUGACAGUGGACAAGGAUUCAGCUUUCAGUGAUUCAGAUAUGUCACAGGAAGAGCUAUGCUUCUUGCCAGCAAUUCCUUUGCCUGAUGCUCCGGAGCAACAAGACAAGUGCUUAGAAAGUUCAUCAAAGUUGGUGGAAAGUAAUAAUUCUGGAUCCCCUCUUUCAGAAGAGGGCAGACCAAAUGGACGUGCAAUGAAUCAUGCAUCAAGUCCGCUUGAAGAGGACCCUGGAGCAACACGCUUGAAAAGAAAACGGAAGCCUUCCGAAAAGUGGUUGGACUUGCAGCUUUAGAAAUGUCAGCUAAUCCUUGAAAUGUUCUUGUAGGUCAUAAUCAUUUAUAAUGGUAUGUAGUUAUGCGGAUGAUGCUAGUAAAAGAUGAUAGUAGUUGUUCUGUUUUUCUAUUCCCGGCUAUGUAACUUUUUGGAUAGUUUAUGAGAAUAUGCAUUUCAUUUUUUCGAA
Molecule: messenger RNA, 3823 nt
Organism: Rosa rugosa (rugosa rose)
Lineage: Eukaryota; Viridiplantae; Streptophyta; Magnoliopsida; Rosales; Rosaceae
Product: protein RBL
Exons: 12
Coding region: 2120-3655 (511 amino acids)
Biological process (GO): ubiquitin-dependent protein catabolic process
Cellular component (GO): Set1C/COMPASS complex
Molecular function (GO): RNA-DNA hybrid ribonuclease activity; nucleic acid binding; protein binding
Source: RefSeq, a predicted model, not a curated record